Molecule: messenger RNA, 1150 nt
Organism: Effrenium voratum
Lineage: Eukaryota; Dinophyceae; Suessiales; Symbiodiniaceae
Source: the annotation of a GenBank genome assembly
UGGCAUUGAGUUUGCGAGCCCGGAUCGCCCGUUGAGCUGUGCUGCUGCUUGCCUGGUGAGGCCGAUGGCUGAAGGCUAUGCCAUGAAGAAGGCGAAGGUGGUGCUUCUGAACGCCGGGCGCCUCGACUUUGACAAACAGCUCAGCUUGGCGAAGAUCGAGCAGCUUGCGGAUAUCACGCGCUUCGAGUCUGACGCAACUCCGGAAGAGAUUCUGGAGAGAGUGCAAGGGCAGGACAUCGUCAUCUCCAAGGAGAUCCCCGUGCCCGGCGACGUCAUCGCCAAGUUCCCGCCAUCUGUGCAGCUCAUCCAAGAGGCCGGUACUGGCUUCAACAACGUGGACCUGGCUGCAGCCAAGGCCAAAGGCGUCAAAGUUUGCAACUGCCCCGCGUACAGCAGUGACGCAGUGGCACACCUCGUCUUCACCCUGAUCCUGAAUUUCUCCUGCUCGCUAGUUCCGCAGAUGCGUAUGCUGCAGAAGGGCAAUCGGGACAACUUCACCAAGAGCCUUCAGGUGCCCCACUUCGAGCUCCAGGGCAAAACCCUGGGCCUGAUCGGCGGCUCUGGGGGCAUCGGCAGCCAGGUCUCCGCGCUCGCAGAGAAUCUGGGCAUGAAGGUGGUGCUUACCAGCCGGAGCCCCAAGCCCAACGCACUGCCACUGGAGGAGCUUCUGAGGACCAGCGACUUCGUGAGCCUGCACUGCCCUUUGAAUGCAGAGACCAAGCACCUGAUCAACAAGGACACCCUGAAGCUUAUGAAGCCCACGGCGUACCUCAUCAACACAGGUCGGGGCUCCCUCAUCAAGGAGGAUGACCUCAUUGAAGUCCUUCACAACAAGGGCAUUGCAGGCGCGGGCUUGGACGUCCAAGAGACAGAGCCCCCCACGGAGGACAACCCGCUAUACCACCUGGAGAAUGUCAUCCUGACUCCGCACAUCGGCUGGAAGCGAUUAGAGACAAGGCAGAGGCUGAUGGACAUCGUCGCAGACAACCUCGCCGCCUUCCUGCAGGGAGCACCUGUGAACGUCGUUGUUUGAGCCUGGUCAGAAAGACCCAAAGACACGGCCCGCAUUUUUCUCUGAUUUUCCCGGAUUUUUCUGCGCGAAAGGGCGGCUUUGCCAAGUCCUCCCUUCAGACCGCCGAUUGCCUUGAGG